Molecule: messenger RNA, 1215 nt
Organism: Tupaia belangeri chinensis (Chinese tree shrew)
Lineage: Eukaryota; Metazoa; Chordata; Mammalia; Scandentia; Tupaiidae
Gene: BARX2
Product: BARX homeobox 2
Exons: 4
Coding region: 1-834 (277 amino acids)
Biological process (GO): regulation of DNA-templated transcription
Molecular function (GO): DNA binding; DNA-binding transcription factor activity, RNA polymerase II-specific
Source: RefSeq, a predicted model, not a curated record
AUGCACUGCCACGCCGAGCUGAGGCUGAGCACGCCCGGCCAGCUCAAAGCAGCCAGGCGGCGCUACAAGACCUUCAUGAUCGACGAGAUCCUCUCCAAGGAGACCUGCGACUACUUCGAAAAACUUUCCCUCUACUCCGUGUGGCCGUCGCUGGUCGUGCGCCCCAAGCCCUUGCAUUCCUGUACAGGCUCCUCUUCCCUUCGGGCAUAUCCGCUGCUCUCGGUGAUCACUCGGCAGCCCACGGUCAUCUCCCACCUGGUCCCCGCCAGCCCAGGAAUCUCCCAGGCACUGUCACGCCACCCCACCGAGGCCGCGUGUGCAGAGGCCCCCGGCGCCGAGGCUGUGGCCAGCAGUGAGUCGGAGACAGAGCAGCCCACGGCCCGCCAGAAGAAGGCCCGCCGGAGCCGCACCAUCUUCACCGAGCUGCAGCUCAUGGGCCUGGAGAAGAAGUUCCAGAAGCAGAAAUACCUGUCCACCCCCGACAGGUUGGACUUGGCGCAGUCUCUGGGACUCACUCAGCUGCAGGUGAAGACGUGGUAUCAGAAUCGCAGGAUGAAGUGGAAGAAAAUGGUUCUCAAAGGUGGACAGGAGGCGCCCACCAAGCCCAAAGGCCGGCCCAAGAAGAACUCGAUCCCCACCUCAGAAGAGAUUGAAGCGGAAGAGAAGAUGAACAGCCAGGCCCAGAGCCAGGAGUGCCCCACACCCCCCCAGGGACAGCAGGAGCUCGGAGCACAGGACCCAAGCACAGGCGAUGUGCCCUUGGAGGCAGCCAGGCCUCCAGGCCAGCCCCAGCAGUUACCAGCGGCCUCUUUGGAACCCCCACCACUAAGCUAAAAUGAAACUCUUUCAGGGCAAGGGGAGAUUGGGGAGCACAGGAAAGAGAGCAGGCAGGGCAGACUUCGGAUGGCCGGUCAACACUGAGAGGUCAGCUGCCUCCUUCCCUCCCACAGUUCCCAGUGGCGUUUUCAGUGCAAGCAUUUGACAAAGACUUGCUUAUCUUAGGCCUUCUCUUCCUAAAAGGCUGUAUUAGCCACUGGUGGGGCUGGAAACGGAAGUCUGUCUGUGCCACAAUCCUACCCCGGCCAGCAGGGCGGUGCUCCAGCCUCCCCCACUAGCUUUGGUCUCCAGUCCUUGAUGCAGAGAGCUAAGGGGCGGCAUGCCCAGAGGCCUGCUGACUCAGCACUUAUUUCUGUAGUUUUAAAAAAGAAUUUAAUG